This is a messenger RNA of Pyricularia oryzae 70-15, 414 nucleotides long. RefSeq lists its product as uncharacterized. The transcript has 2 exons. NCBI's taxonomy places the organism in Eukaryota, Fungi, Ascomycota, Sordariomycetes, Magnaporthales, Pyriculariaceae. The record is from RefSeq and is a predicted model, not a curated record. The coding region runs from base 1 to 396 and encodes 131 amino acids.
AUGCACGUUGAGAAAUACAAGACAGCCAACAAUGGGGAUCUCCCAAAGGUCAUCCGCAAGACCGAGAGGUUGCCCUCAGUACGACUGAGUCCUCUACCACACACGACAACCCCCAUACUCCUCAUACCCGUCGAGAGUCCUCAGCGGAACGGCCCUGCCACCUCGAUGGGUAUUAAUCACUUGCUCGAGGAUCCAUGUAUAGGACUGGCUGCGGCAGCAAAUGGUCGCUUCAAAGACUCUUGGGAUGCAAUGACACGCCAGACGGUCGACCUCGAUGCGGAGGGACCCUUUUUCUUCAUUGGCCACGGUGCAGGAUCAACUCAUCUCAAAUACAUGCCACCUGAAUCAUUAUCCCCAGCAUGUGUGAAAGGCACUGCGGUGGCAUCGGUCUCGUGAGGAUGGUAGUAUAUCGCU